Messenger RNA from Drosophila busckii, 4069 nucleotides. It is a transcript of the gene Mob2, whose product is annotated as MOB kinase activator-like 2. Gene Ontology annotation, biological process: positive regulation of protein phosphorylation; signal transduction. NCBI's taxonomy places the organism in Eukaryota, Metazoa, Arthropoda, Insecta, Diptera, Drosophilidae. The record is from RefSeq and is a predicted model, not a curated record. Gene Ontology annotation, cellular component: cytoplasm; nucleus. The transcript is spliced from 5 exons. Gene Ontology annotation, molecular function: protein kinase activator activity. Bases 425 to 2506 code for a protein of 693 amino acids.
AUUGAAAUUUCCUUUGGCAUGUUUGGUCGGUCGGUCGGUCUCUCGCUCGCUCGAAGAAUCAGAGUGGUUGUUGUCGUUGUGGAGUCGCCACUCUAGCCACCUUCGUGUUUGUUUGUAAUUCAUGUCUGUGGCGCGCGCGCGCAGCAGCAGCGUAGUUAAACAUUUUUUGUUUAAAUUCGGUGUGAAGAUGACUUGAAACAAUCAAAAUGUGAAGGCAAAAUGUACAUAUUAAAUCAUCCAAAUUUAAUACGCCAAAAAGAAAGUUUUGCUCGUGUAGAAAAGUGAAAGACACAUAAUGGAGCUUAGGAUUAUUUAAAUUUGUGAAUUCACAACAAACAAAUGUGUCUGCAAAAGCAGCAAAAAAGAAAAAAAAUUAUAAAAAACAAUAACAAAGAGCAAAGAAAUUAAAGUGACUUAGUGAAUAAUGUUGAGAGCGCCCACACAGCAAAUUGUGGAACUUGGCUUCGUUUCAACCACAGACAACGAGAAGAGACAAGGCAAAAGCUUACUGCAAAAGCUCAAGCAGCAACAGCAAAAGCUACACCAAUCAGUAGCGGCAACUGCGACGCAAACGGAAGCUGCUGAAGCAAAACAAAAGAGAGCAGCAGUAUUGGCAGAUUAUUAUUUUAAGCAACAGCAGGCGCACACAAGCGAAAAUUGUUUGAUAUUGCUAGCCAAAACAUUCCCCGAGGCCGCAGUGAAGGAGGAAGAGCAAGCGCAUCAAAAGAAAAAGAAAAAAGAGCAUACAAGUUACAGCUUUGCGACGGUUUUGCGGCGAAACAACAAGAAGUCAAAAACAACAGCAGCGACAGUAGCAGGCAGCACUGGAACUGGUUUUCGCAGCAUUAAUAGUAGCAGUAAUAAAAGCAUUAAUAGUUUUAUUAACAACUUUAACAACAACAGCACAACUUAUUAUAAAAACAGUAAAAACUGCAGCUCCAGUUACACCUCGUCCCGCGUCGUCGGCAACAACAACUACCUAAAUAAUUAUAAUUGCUCGGCAAGUGAACAACAAGCUUGGAAAACAUCAUCAGUAACAGCAAAAACGAAGCACAAACAGCUGUUCGUUAAUAAACAUAACAGCAAUAACAACAAUAUGUCACCCACAUCACAAGCUCCCACACGUACAUCGCUGUUCGAUUCCUGCCAUCGCAAGAUUCGCCUAAUUGGCGGCGGUCCAGUUGCCUUUUUGGGUGGUCUAGUAGCUAAAGCGCGUCGCAAAGAGCGUGAUGGCGAUCAAAAUUCAACAGACACCAAAUUAUAUUUGGAGGAGAGCGUCCUAGAACGUAAGCUACCUGAAGCUGAUCUCAAAGCCCUUGUGGAUCUUCCAGCUGGCUUGGACUACAAUGAAUGGCUGGCGUCACACACUUUGGCUCUCUUUGAGCACGUUAAUUUGGUCUAUGGAACUAUUAGUGAAUUUUGUACACAGUCCGGUUGCGCCGACAUGACAGGACCGGGCAACAGAACGUACUUAUGGUUCGAUGAGAAGGGCAAGAAGACACGUGUGGCGGCGCCUCAGUAUAUUGACUACGUGAUGACGUUUACACAGAAGACGGUCAGCGACGAGUCGAUAUUUCCUACCAAAUACGCAAACGAGUUUCCCGGCUCAUUCGAGUCGAUCGCCCGUAAAAUUUUACGCUUGCAAUUUCAUGUGAUAGCGCAUCUGUAUGCGGCGCAUUUCCGAGAAAUAGCGCUGCUCGGAUUGCACACCCAUUUAAACUUGACGUUCAUGCACCUUACGGCGCUUCAUCGUCGCUUUAAUUUGAUCGAUGAAAAGGAGACGGAUGUGCUGCGCGAUCUAGAGGUGGCGCUGCGUCUUACUGACGACAACAGCAUCUGUGGUCAGGAUUCGGCAACUGACUCUGGCUCCGCUUCAGCAUCAGCAUCCGCUUCUGUAUGCGCCUCCAACUGCGAUCAGCAUCAACAUCGCCAUCAUCAUCAUAAUAGCAGCAGCAAUAGCACGUCAUCCGCCGAGGCGCUGCACUUAAAUUCACAAGGAAACUGCGCCUUAGCGUCCCAUAUCGAUGGCGAUGCUGUGGCGCCGCCCAUUUGCACGCAGCCAGAGGCGGGCGCGGCUGGCAAGCCGCCCGGCAGCAGCGGACUUUUGGGUGGCAUAUUGGGGGAUCUUACCAGCGGUGAAUUUGGUGAUACAACGCGCUACUGCACCUCAGCAGUUCCCCCGCCUCAGGUGGCACCAACGGAUGCAGCUGUUAACACCGUAGUAACAACAACAUCUUUGAACAACGGCGCCGGCGCAUUACAUUUAAAUUUUAGCAACAAUAAUAGCAACAACCACAAUUUAAAUCACAUGAAUCAUCAUCAUCAUCAUCACCUGCACCAUCUGCAUCAGCAUCAGCACCAUGGGCCUCCAGCGGCGACAACGGCGCAACAUAGUGGCCUUAUUCAAUGCAAUACGGCGGGCGCGACAUCUGUCGCGGGUAGUGGUGGUGGUGGCGUCGUCGGUGGUGCCGGGGGCGUUGCUAAUAAUACAACAGCAACCACGUAGUGCGACGACCACAAUAGAAACAGCUACCACAACAACAAAAAACAUUAGAAAUACUAGAGUUACGGAAAAAUGUUAUUUAAUGUUAUUACUUCUAUGAUCCUAAAGUUGAAAAUAUUGUAUAAAUAAUAAACACAAGAAGCAAAAGAAAAAUCGCAAGCAAGAUAGCAAGUAUAAGUGAAGGGGCAACAACCAAUUAAAGAACGCAAUGCGUAUCGAUGAGCGAUUGAACUUGUCCGUUCUUGUAGAUUUAUAGAGCACACACAUUUAUUCUAAAGUUAAAUAUGUUAUAGAAAGCUGCAAGCUUCGACUAAGAGAAAGUUACGUGAAUACAGAGAUACAAAGAGAGAAAGGAAGGAAGAGGAAACAGUUGAAAAAUAAAUAAAACCGGAGGAGUAUCCUGCUGGACGCUUAACAACCUUUAUAAGUAUUCCCCAAAGCCAACCACAAAUGACAGUUAUAAACAGGCAUAGCCUAAUGGCGACUAUAGCACAUUAGUUAUUAAAGUACAAUUAUAACAGAUAUGUCACAGAAUCUAUAAGGUUUAGUAAUAAAAACAAACAACAACAACAUUUGUAAAACACAUACAUAUGUGUGUCGAAUCUUCAAUUUUCACCACAAGAUUUCCUUGUUCGCCUUUUGUCACAAACAGCCUACUAAACCAAUACUUAUCCAAAACUAUUUGCGUAUUAAAAUUUCAAUUACUAGAAGUGUAUAUUUCACAUGUUGAAGUUUUCCUUUUCAUCGCAGAGUUAUUAAAUAUUGCUAAAUUAUAGUUAUUUGAAGCGAAAUGUUUUUUGUAUUAUAUAAUAAUAAAUUCCAUUGCGGUCUUGAGACUGAUAAAUUUUUAGAUGCUGUUUCUUCAAGUAUUUAUCUGAUAAAAUAAAAUGACUAAAAUAAAAUGUCAUAAAAUUGUAAUUCUGCAAAUGCUAAGCUUAGCUUCUGGUAUAAUGCAAUAUUUCGGGCAAUUUCAUAUCGCAUCAAUGUUCAAUUCCUAAUCCUCGCAAAAGCUUUAUACCACGUACUUUAUACUUGUCUGUACCGAUUUUCCUAAAUCGUAAAGUAUGCACCACCUUAUGUACGUAUGUAUAAAUAUAAAUGUAUAAAUAUUCCACGACUUAUGUGACACACAUCCAAUGCUGCACGAGUUUUAAGUAUAGCCUCAAGGCAGAAAAUAAAAGCUUCGAGCGUUACUGAAGUUUGCGAUAAAACAUAAGGCCACAAAAUCUUUAAGAACAACUAAACGAAAACCCAAGUUCAAGUUCAGUGUAUUUAUAUUGUAUUAUCUUUUUUGUGAAUGUAUGGCUUAGAGUCCGUGUGUAUGUGUGUGUACUUAAAACAAAUACAUAUGUAUAUUACAUGUGCAUUGAGUUCCUCUAUCUUGCUGUAAAGUCCCAGAUAUUCUCUGCCCGCUAAAAAGUUUCAGAAGCAUGAACUAAACCUCUAAUCUACUUUUGAUUUGUUCAAGGCAAUUUUAUUGAAAAUAUUGUUAAAGAGUCUAAAUUAAUGCAGAGGAAUGAAACAAAAUCUUAGAUUUUGUGCAAGAUUUCAAUCGAAAGAAAUGGA